Molecule: messenger RNA, 1437 nt
Organism: Ilex paraguariensis (yerba mate)
Lineage: Eukaryota; Viridiplantae; Streptophyta; Magnoliopsida; Aquifoliales; Aquifoliaceae
Source: the annotation of a GenBank genome assembly
AUGAAACCACUAACAGGAUCUUACAUCCAAGUCCUCCAAACCUUAUUUUUAGCCCUUUUAUCCUUCACCCUCCUCCUCCACACCACCUUUUCCUAUAUCCCCUUCACCACUGUUCUCCGCCACAUCCUCCCAACCAACUUCCCCCUUUUUCUCUCAUGUGCUCUGUGCGCACUCCUCCUCCUCCUCCUCCUCUACCACCUUCACACCCGCCCACACCCCAUCCUACUCUUAAACUACUCCUGCUACAAACCACCACCCCAUCGCAAGUGCCCUAUGGAGGUGGCCGAGUCCUUCGUACGCCGCAGUGCUCACUUCAACCCUCAAACCAUAGAAUUCAUGCGUAACAUAUGUCUCAAAUCUGGUCUAGGCGACGAAACCUACGCACCCCCAUUCAUCUUCCAAGAUGACAAUCAGCCGACGCUGAAAUGCGCCAUCCAAGAAGCCCAAGAAGGCAUGUUCUCCUCCAUUGACGCUCUCUUAUCCAAAACCCUAAUCAACCCACAACGCAUAGACAUUGUUGUCGUUACAUGUGGAAGCUUCUCUCCAUCUCCUUCUCUCUCCUCUCUCAUAUCAAACCAUUACAAGCUCAAACCAGACGUGAAAACCUAUAACCUAAGUGGGAUGGGUUGUAGUUCCGGCAUUCUCUCCAUUGAUAUGGCCGCUAGGGUUUUACGUAACAGUAGAAAAGUUCAAUAUGCCCUCGUAGUAAUCACUGAGAACAUUACUCUGAAUUGGUACUCCGGCGAUAGCCGUCCAAUGCUUGUAACCAACUGUAUUUUCCGUGUUGGUUGCACCGCCGCGAUAAUCACCAAUGACCCGAGUCGCCGCCGAGUUGCUAAGAUGGAACUAGUUAACUGGCUCAGAACUCACUACGGCGCUGACGAUUCGUCUUACCGUGCCGCAUUUCAAGAGGAAGAUGACAAGGGUAAUACUGGGGUAGCACUCACAAAGGACUUGAUAAGAGUCGCCGGUGUAAACCUGCGUGAACAUAUAAAAAUAAUUGCACCACGAGUUCUACCACUGAGUCAACUCGUCUACUACAUGUACUCAGUUAUGGUGGCCGCAACGUCACACGGCAAGUCGAAGCCGGUGGUGCCGGACUUCACAAAGGCAUUUGAGCACAUGUGCAUACAUACAGGUGGGAAGGCUGUGAUUGAGCAAGUGGGUCGAGUUUUGCGACUCGGUGAAGAUGUGACUGAGCCGGCUCGGAUGAGUUUAAACCGGUUUGGGAACACCUCUAGUAGUCUGGUUUUCUAUGAGUUGGCUUAUUUUGAAGCUAAAAAGAGGGUGAAGAGAGGUGAUAGGAUGUGGAUGAUUGGGUUUGGGACUGGGUUUAAGGUUGGGAGCUUGGUAUGGAAAUGGGUUCGGGACUCGAGUCAGGAUUGUGAUAAUCCAUGGAGUGAUUGCAUAGAUAGAUACCCAAUCAAGGCUUGGUAA